AUGAAGGUUUUAUGUAGGUUGGUGAGGCAAGGCGCCAUGUUUGUCGUUGAUCGUCCUAAGGUCCUGGAGUUGUUCAUUUACACCAGAGAUAAAUGCGAAGUGGGAGACGAAUAUAAAAAGAUCUUAUAUUUCUUUCCUAACGAAAAAUCACUUGAUGAUAAGCUGAAUUCUAUUGGAUUAUCUGAAGCUAUUGCAACUUUUACAAAUUCUUUCAAUUCACCAUGUACAUCAAUACGUACGAAAAAUACGAAAAGACUUUUCAAAAGUUUAACGCCCAGUAUACAAAUUGUAAUUGUUAUUUCAGUACCGUCUAUUGUGAGUUCAGCAAAUGAUAAUCUAGUUGAAAAUGAUUAUUUACACAAUGAAAUUAUUGAUUCAGUUUUGUCUAUUGCCUGUGAAACUUUUGAACUGUUCCAUGGAAAGGUUACUGAGAUCGUUAAAACUUAUGAUUAUGAAAUAUUAAAGGCUAAAUUAGAGCACUUCUUUUCUCGAUAUUUACGUACUAUGCUUUUCGAAUACUGUGAUAUAUUGGAUUGUUUCAACGGAAUUCAAUUUAUAUCGAUUGAACCAACUGAUUUUGGUCGUGUUCAUGGCCUUCUUAACAGGAUUGGAUAUAGUUUUAAUUGUACCGAACAUUCAGCGUUUUUCUUUGAAGGCAGACUUAUAUAUUCUACUUUGGAUCUAACCUAUGUUCGUCAUAUUUAUCACUAUUUAAAUUCAUUUCUAUUUAUUGAGCAACCAGAUUUAACGCAUGCGACUACUAUGAAAACAAAAUCUAAACAUUUAGGAAGAUAUCUUGUUGGUCCAAAGGACUUAUCUGAUUUGUCGCUGCAAAUUAAAUGUCCAUUAAUUUGUACCCCAGGUUCCCACUUACCCAAUUGUCAAUUAAUCACCUAUCAGGCUUUAAGAGCUAUUCUUUGUUUACUUAUUAAAGAAUAA
Molecule: messenger RNA, 939 nt
Organism: Schistosoma curassoni
Lineage: Eukaryota; Metazoa; Platyhelminthes; Trematoda; Strigeidida; Schistosomatidae
Source: the annotation of a GenBank genome assembly